This is a messenger RNA of Bipolaris oryzae ATCC 44560, 1389 nucleotides long. RefSeq lists its product as uncharacterized. Gene Ontology annotation, cellular component: peroxisome. Gene Ontology annotation, molecular function: ATP binding; phosphomevalonate kinase activity. The record is from RefSeq and is a predicted model, not a curated record. The transcript has 2 exons. Bases 1 to 1389 code for a protein of 462 amino acids. Gene Ontology annotation, biological process: isopentenyl diphosphate biosynthetic process, mevalonate pathway; ergosterol biosynthetic process. NCBI's taxonomy places the organism in Eukaryota, Fungi, Ascomycota, Dothideomycetes, Pleosporales, Pleosporaceae.
AUGUCUUCCUCGGACGCGCCGUUGAGUCCGACUGCCGUGUCUUGUCCGGCCAAAGUCCUAGUCGCCGGUGGCUACCUUGUGCUCGACCGGGACUACACAGGCUUGGUAUUUGGCCUGGACGCGAGAAUCCACUCUCUUGUAGAGCCUGUCAAGACGAGGUCUGGCGUCACCAUCAAUGGUAUCCUGGUGACCAGCCCCCAAUUCCGUGAGGCCAUCUGGGAGUAUGGCUACAGGCUGCAGGACGGAGAUGCCGGGAUCGCCGUAACCCAACUCAGCAUCGGCCAUGAACAAUCCAUCGCCCAAUCCCGCAACCCCUUCAUAGAAACCGCUCUCACUUAUGCCCUAACCUACAUCCACUCCCUCCGCCCCAACACCCUCAUCCAGCCCUCCAACAUCCGCAUCCUAGCCGACCAGGCCUACUACUCAAACCCGGGCACUGCCCGCACUUCCACCACAUCCGACAAAGUCUCUCGCUUCCAAGACUUCAAUGUCUCUCUCCGAGAAGCACACAAGACCGGACUGGGUAGCAGUGCAGCCCUCGUCACGAGCUUCACAGCCGCAGUCCUAGAUUUCUAUCUCCCCAAGAACCUUUUCGACCUCACCACCGAAAAAGGUCAGAUGAUCCUGCACAACCUAGCCCAGGCAAGCCACUCGUAUGCCCAAGGCAAAGUCGGUUCAGGCUUCGACAUCGCAAGUGCGGUCUUCGGAUCUUGUCUCUACAAACGCUUCUCACCCUCGCUGCUCAGCAACCUCCCCCAGCCCGGCACUGCCGGCUUUGCAACAAAGCUUCGCUCGCUCGUCGAGGGCUCCGCAUGGGAUACCGAGAUCAAGAAGGCUGCCAUCAAGAUGCCCAAGGGCCUCCGCCUCGUCAUGUGCGACGUCGACUGCGGAAGCGAGACGCCCGGUAUGGUCAAGAAGGUCCUCGCAUGGCGAGCAGAACAGCAGGAGGAAGCAAACAAGAUCUGGAACGAGCUGCAGACUGGAAACGAAGCUUUGGCUGCCGAGCUUACUCGUCUGGCGACCGAUGAGCAGGGCGAGGAUUUCUCAAAGUACGAUGCCCUCCGCCAGAUCAUUUCUCAGAACCGUGCUUUGAUUCGCGCCAUGGGUGAGAAGUCGGGCGUGCCCAUUGAGCCGCCUCAGCAGACUCGUCUGUUAGAUUACUGCUCCACCCUCGAGGGUGUCGUCGGGGGUGUUGUACCCGGUGCUGGUGGCUUCGACGCCAUCGUUUUGCUUGUACAGGACAAGGAUGAGGUGCUGCAAAAACUCAAAUCAUCCCUGGCUCAGUACAACGAUCCAGAGGCCACGGGCAAGGUGGGUGUCAUUGGUGUAAGGGAAGAGAUGGUAGGUGUCAAGGCUGAAGACCUCAGUCUGUACAAGGAGUGGGAGUAG